AUUAAUUGUUAAUGUGUAGCCUUUUUGAAUCCUAGUCAAGAGCAGACCGAAUUCAGUUCUCCCGUUUGGGAAAGAACAUCAGUUGCUCCCCUCAGAGUCUUCGCUUAGCCUCCGGAGACUCUCUCAGCCGUAUUGUUUGUGUGAGUUUCUCCUGAGGCUGCUUGCUCUUGGAGACAGAGAUUUUUAUCACAGCCCCUGCUUUAUUACAGUCUUGCUUUUUAAAUGUUAACCAACUGCUUGGUGUGGUGCUAGCGUUGUGGAAAUCUCAGGAGGAGCAUUGCUGGGUCUUCAAACAGCUCCUCCAACAACCGACUUUCUUCAUGCUGCUCCUUUUCGCUGGUGCCAGCCACUUCAGAUGGUUCAGGUGCUUGGCGUUGCUGCAAUAUUUUCUUCUUAUCAGAUGGAUCCAGUGCAAAAAGCCGUCAUAAAUCACACAUUUGGCGUGUCACUCCCCCUAAAGAAGAAACAGGUCAUCUCCUGCAAUGUGUGUCAGCUUCGCUUUAACUCUGACAGCCAGGCUGAGGCCCACUACAAAGGAAGUAAACAUGCCAAGAAGGUCAAAGCACUAGAAGCAACGAAAGCGAGACCAAAAGCUGCUGCUUCUAAGAACGGCGCAAUGGCUAACACGAACGGCUCUGCCACGCCAGUCCCGGCCAACAUCUCUGACAAAUCAGAUAGGGCAAUUCCGAAAGCGGAUGACUCUAGUCAACUUUCAAGCGCUGAAGUGGUCGCCUUUAUAUCCGAGUCUGCCAGUGCAGCAGCAGCAGCAGCUACAGUAAUGACACCUUCGUGGUCAGUUUCUUCCAAGAGCACAAACGGGACUACCAAUGCCAUUUCUGAAUCCGAAGAGGAGAAAGCCAAAAAAUUACUGUAUUGUUCAUUAUGCAAAGUGGCUGUGAAUUCCUUAUCUCAGUUAGAAGCACACAACACAGGUUCCAAGCACAAGACAAUGGUUGAAGCUAGGAAUGGUGCUGGUCCAAUUAAAUCUUAUCCUCGGCCUGGAUCCAGAUUGAAGACUCAUGGCACUAGUAUGGGCUCAGGACUGCAGAACAAAACAUUUCAUUGUGAGAUUUGUGACGUCCAUGUCAAUUCAGAAAUUCAGCUUAAGCAGCACAUUUCUAGCAGAAGGCACAAGGACAGAGUUGCAGGGAAGCCUACAAAACCAAAAUACAGCCCUUACAACAAACUACAGCGUAAUCCAAGCAUUCUAGCAGCAAAGCUGGCCUUCCAAAAAGAUAUGAUUAAGCCUUUGGCACCUGCCUUUCUCUCCUCUCCUCUCGCUGCUGCAGCUGCGGCAGUUUCCACAGCUUUGACUCUCCCACCACGACCCUCAGCUGCUCUCUUCCAGGCCCCUGCAAUACCCACAGCUCUCCUUAGGGCAGGACACGGGCCCCUCCGAGCUGCUCCAGCAUCUAUCCUCUUUGCUCCCUACUGAACUGGGAAUGAGCAAGGCAUAACUUUGGCCAUUUGGAAGAACGACGAAAGAAGAGGCGAGCAAAGUUUCCACAUUUUUUACAAGACUGUAUUUUUAAGAUCCCGUGCUUGAUUCCGUCCCCUGAAAAUAAGUUGCGAAACUCCUCGGCAGGUAUUGCAAUCUAGAAUAGACAGGCUUGUGGGGUUUUUAAAUAAAGCUCGGAUACCUGGUUUACAAAAAAAAAAUUUGUGCACAAAAUAUGUCAAGGGUUCAUAUGUCUGUUUUUAACUGGAUAUUAUGAUUUAUAAACAAGGAAUGUGGAGUAUUUUCCUGUCUGACUUGAAAAAAACAGAAUUGUAUACAUAGGUCUCUGGAAGCCAACUUGGUUCUAUUCUGGGGAGCAGAUUCUGGUGUGCAACAAAAGCUGGGUGAAAUAAUUACUUCGAUGGCUGAAAACAUCUCAGUAGUGGAUUGCAAUUUCUUAAUACUUAUGUAUUCCCAUUCCUAUAAUACAUGUCUUGUUUUAGGCCUUAGUAUGAGUGCAUCUUGUGUAAUGCUCAAGAUUUAUCUCUCACUUGAUUUUAAACCAUUUUAGUGGCUGUGCAAAUGUUUAGAAGCACAGCUCAGCCUUGAAUCUUUUCUUUCUGAAAAUUUAAUGUCUUUAAUUUAUCAUUUUAUUUAGAAGGACUCAGAAAUAACAAAGCCAUAUAUCCCAUAAGUAAGAUGAUGACUUGUUUACAAUUUUUAUUUAAUUUAUUUUGCAUUCAGUUAUUUUUCCUCCCCCUCCCUGCCCAGUUGCUAAACAUCCAUUUCAAAGAAAUUUCAUCAUCUAUAUGUUUACUAAAGAGAUUGUGCACAUUGUUCAAUCAGAUAAUGAGCUGGCAUAUUUAUUACUCAUACACACACACCCCAUCACACUCGUGUAUCUACAUAUCUCAAUUUGGUUUGCAUUUCUAAACUCUUUUCCUAUAGAAUGAUGGCUGCAUACAGUUGUGGCUCCCAAUGCAAUAAUGUACAGGAGAUAAAAUAUUUAUAAAACAAA
Python bivittatus (Burmese python) is the source of this 2456-nucleotide messenger RNA. It is a transcript of the gene ZNF385B, whose product is annotated as zinc finger protein 385B. Gene Ontology annotation, cellular component: nucleus. The record is from RefSeq and is a predicted model, not a curated record. Gene Ontology annotation, molecular function: nucleic acid binding; zinc ion binding. NCBI's taxonomy places the organism in Eukaryota, Metazoa, Chordata, Lepidosauria, Squamata, Pythonidae.